AUCCUAGAAUGCAAUGAUCUUAUUAUAUACAGUAUUAUGAGAUUUGUGUUAUUAGUGUGAGUAGUUUACAAAGUGACCUUAUAAUGAUAAUAUCAUUAUUUCAUAUAUAUAUGCUGUGUCAGCAAAUUCAAUUAGAUUUUUGUUUCUGUCCUAAAAGUUCUCCUUUUGAUCAAGUGAAAGUGAAAAAUGCCAGGUAUGUUUUUCAUCCUUGAACACUCUCAAUGUCCUCCAUAUUCUCUGCCAUUUCAGUGUAAUACAAUUAUAGAUAUUCAUCAAGUUUGUAGUUCACUUCCAGCACACUUAAGUCAGUUUCACUGGUUGGAAGUUACAGUAUGUGUGAACCCGCAAGUAAGUAUUCUCAAAUGUUCUGUUGACAUUUGUUUGGUUUUAAGCAAUAAUGUGGUUCAUAUAUGGAAAAGUGUUUCUUUUGUAGUCCUAGGAGCCAUAGGACGAUUCCUUUUCGGUUCAGAGAAGCGUUCAGAGGAGCGUUCAGAGGAGCGCCCACCUCCUCCUUAUACAUCAACGUAUGCACCUAACUUGUCAGCUUUCUGUGAACAAUGGAGGAACAUACCAUGGGGGUGAGUGACCUAUGCAGUGGCUCUGGUAUUCAGUUAUUCAGUGUUUUCCUUUUUAAUCAAAGUUGAAAAAUAAAUAAACCUUUUAAGAUGUUAGAGUGCUCUAGUAAAGGUUUGGUUAAGUUUAGACACAAAAACAACUUGGUUUGGUUAAAGGACAGAUCCUGGUUCAGGUUACAAUAAAUAUUUCAUUAAGGUUAGUCAUCAUAGUUACAAUAAUAAACAAGGUUGUGGAAUAGUCAUGAAAGACACACUGUUGCCAGAUAGUUUAAAUGGGAAUCAAACAGUAGUCUUUCAUAUUUUAUAAUUCAGUGUAAUGAGGGGCAAUGGCCUAAGAUAGAGGGAGAUGAUUUAAACAGCUCUUGUUACAUACAGGUGCACUUCAACUCUUUGAGUGAUUAUGCAGACAGUCUGAAGUUAAUAACAUUUGUGGUAUUUCUGUUUCAGCCUUUCUGUUGCCUGUGCUAAUAAUAUGGGGUACAUUUUUAUGGGAGGACAAUUUUAAAGCUGCACAAACAAUUUCAAAACUGCCUUUUGUUAUUCUGUAUUUGUUGGUUUCUCAGUAACAUUUUGGUUUGACAUGUGGCACUCACACUCACAUGUUACGUUAACCUUUUCUGACAGUGAAAAAGAGAGAGACAUGCUGGUUGUGAAGAAUUAUCGAUCCAGUAAAUGUGAGCUCAAACAGCUCAGAAUUCUGCUUCAUGGACUGGCUGGUGCUGGCAAGUCCAGUUUCGUCAACUCUGUCGACAGUGUUUUACAAGGCAGGAUGGCUGGUCGAGCUUUGGUAGACAGUAUAUCUCAGGAGAGCUUCACCAUAAAAGUAUGUCAAAUAAUUUAUGACAAACUGCCUUAUCAUCAUUCAAUAGGUGGCACUAUUGUCAUCAAACCAAUUCUGGUUUACAGUACAGAACUUACAAAAUCCAAAAAGGAGGCCCAGGGAGAUUUUACCCCUUCGUCUUUACUGACAUCAUGGGCCUUGAGAGCGGCUCAAACAGAGGGGUUGACGUGCAGGACAUCAGACUGGCCAUGAAGGGACACAUAAAAGAUGGUUACAAAUUCAACCCUGCUUCUCCAAUAUCCAAGGAUGAUAGAUACUACAAGAAAUUCCCAAGUCUAAAUGACAAAGUUCAUGUGCUGGUUUGUGUGAUUUCUGCUGGCACAUUAAGUUUAAUGGAUGAACAAUCUGUGACAAAGAUGAGGGAGGUCAGACUUGCAGCCAGAGACAUGGGGCUUCCCCAACUGGCCAUUCUCACCAAAAUUGAUGAAGCUGGUCCUGAGGUCAAGAGAGAUAUAAAAAACGUUUACAAGAGCAAGCACCUGAAGGAACUGAUGGGGAAAUUAAGUGCGUCGCUGGGUAUUCCACUGAACUGCAUCUUUCCUGUGAAGAACUACCACUCAGAAAUCUACAUUGAUGACAACAUUGAUAGUCUGAUUCUGUGCGCACUGAGACAGAUGAUUGACUUUGGUGAGGACUUUGUCAACAACCUGUAGACCUACAUACUGCUGAGGCAAAUCCUGUUUACAGCGUGAAAAAAAAAUUGUUUCAUGUCAUAAUUUGAAAUGAGCUUUGGGUGUCAAUAGAUACAGAUGUGCAUUAGCCUGACGUAAUUAAAACCUAGAUAUGACUUGUAUCACUCUCA
Lates calcarifer (barramundi perch) is the source of this 2218-nucleotide messenger RNA. Its product is annotated as interferon-induced protein 44-like. The transcript has 5 exons. Bases 1548 to 2069 code for a protein of 173 amino acids. The record is from RefSeq and is a predicted model, not a curated record. Lineage: Eukaryota; Metazoa; Chordata; Actinopteri; Centropomidae.